This is a messenger RNA of Mycotypha africana, 1712 nucleotides long. RefSeq lists its product as uncharacterized. The coding region runs from base 170 to 1621 and encodes 483 amino acids. The record is from RefSeq and is a predicted model, not a curated record. Gene Ontology annotation, biological process: protein localization to vacuolar membrane; vacuole inheritance; positive regulation of phosphatidylinositol biosynthetic process. Lineage: Eukaryota; Fungi; Mucoromycota; Mucoromycetes; Mucorales; Mycotyphaceae. Gene Ontology annotation, cellular component: fungal-type vacuole membrane; PAS complex. The transcript is spliced from 3 exons.
CAGACCUCUUUGCAAAAAAUCUCAGCGAUGCCGUCAUGGAUGCUGAAGGUAAAAACACUUAUCUACUUUAAAACGGCUCAAAUGGCUGCCACCGCACCUCCCCCCACUAGAACAAUCAAUAACCCAUCCUUUAUGCAUCACUGCUUUCUGUUUCUUUUGCUUUUUUUUUAUGCCUCCUACCUUAUGUACACAAAUGCAUAUACCCUUCAUAGAUUCAGAUGAUUUGGAAGCCUCGUAUGUGUAUCAUGAGAAAUCUCCUUCUUACAGUCUGAUAACAACCCACUGGCCUCCUACUUUAACUCAUCAGCUCCCUCCUUCCUCCCCUCAUGUUACCACCACCACUGCCGCUGCAGUCGAUCCACAGCAUGCUUAUCCUAACAACCCUCCUUACUACUACUACUACUCCUCCACUGAAAGUACCACAACAGAUAGCAACAGCCAUGACUACUUCUAUCCCAUCACCCCCAACGCUGCUACUGCCAACGCUAGGACGCCGUUGGUAAGAGAAACAUACUCGAGACUUUACCAAAUCAAUGACAAACGUCGUCCAACCCCAAGAUCGUCUCUAUCAGACCAUGUACACUUGUCGUCGUCCCCCAUGUCAUCGUUCGGUUCUUACUCGCAUUACAAAAAAAAGAGACCGACGUUUCGAUAUCCUCUGUCUACCACAUCCGUCUAUCGAUACGCUCUUCCUACCGACCAUGAGGACCUCCUCGACGAAGAGGCGUUUGCAGCAGCCCUCGCCUCAGCAGAAGGGGGCGCGCCGCUUUUAUUUCACCCAGCGUUGUCCUUUCGUAGUAACAGUUUCUUUCGUGGUAAAAAAAGAGCCCUUUAUCGACACAGGACCCUACCCACCCACAGAAAGCGUCUCACCUCUCCAUGCUGGAAAUCGUGCUUAUGGAUCCUGCUGGCUGGCUUUCUGUUGCUUUGUUUGAGCUGGUGUAGUGUCCUACUGUACGCAGAACCGUUGACCGACGUAGAAGUCGUGGGCAUCCACCACGUUCUGGGAACACAGAAAGAGCUCAUGUUCAAUCUACACAUGAAAGCUAGAAACAAUAAUCGGUGGACCAUUCAAAUGAUCAACACAGCCUUUAGCGUGUUUGCCUCAACUCAUUUCGUGCCUACCACUUCCGUCUCGCUGUCAGCUCCCCAUAGCAGCACCGAGACGGUUCACCCUGUCACCCUGCGGCCACAAGUGGCGAAUCCAGUAGAAUACCUAGGCACUAUUGAUCAAUUAGACGAUCCUUUUCUAUUCAAAGGAAAGCCGCUCUUUCAAUCGGAUCCUUUGGAAAGUAGUGCCACGAGUCAGAUCCAAAUCAAACAUCCAGGCGCUACCCCCCAUGACAGCAGUGGCAAUGAAAGAUGGUCCCUCAUCCUACGCUACCCUUACGAAUUAACCGUACGAGGCGUCGUCAAAUACCAGCUGUUACCUCCAUGGUUUACCUCUCUCUUUUUCCCUUUCACAUCCUCCGUCGGAUGGCCACCCAUACGCACGGUGCGUUUGUGUAAAACGUCGGUCGUCGAUCCUGCUACUGGCCGUGUCUCGGAGGAUUGGCCUGUGCCUGAAAAGUCCAUUUGCGAUACACCUGUCACUGCUGCUGAAGGCACUUUUCCAUCGUAGACCAUCCCUCUCUCUCUCUCUCUUCGUUAGAAUGUAUCCCUGAACGAUGCUUUUUUGUGUUUAUUCAUGUACAUGGCUAACAAUGCAAACA